Messenger RNA from Drosophila subobscura, 1168 nucleotides. Its product is annotated as zinc finger protein 418-like. The record is from RefSeq and is a predicted model, not a curated record. Gene Ontology annotation, biological process: regulation of transcription by RNA polymerase II. Gene Ontology annotation, molecular function: zinc ion binding; DNA-binding transcription factor activity, RNA polymerase II-specific; RNA polymerase II cis-regulatory region sequence-specific DNA binding. Gene Ontology annotation, cellular component: nucleus. The transcript is spliced from 2 exons. NCBI's taxonomy places the organism in Eukaryota, Metazoa, Arthropoda, Insecta, Diptera, Drosophilidae. The coding region runs from base 25 to 846 and encodes 273 amino acids.
UCGGUGAUUAGCACAACGAGGACAAUGAAGGAUAGAUGCAGAGUCUGCAUGGCAUUGGCCGGACCAUUCAUAAACAUUUUUGAUGAGCGACCAAUAUGGGACACUUGCAUUGGUGACAUGAUAGCCCAGUGCACUGGGUACGUGGUUGAGCGAGGCGAUUCGCUAUCCGAAAAUAUAUGUCCGAUUUGCCUGGAGGAUGCCCUGAGUGCCUUCAGUCUAAAGAAAACCUGUGAGGAGAGCCAUCAGGUGGAUUGGGAACAGUUGUUGGAUAGUCAGGUACGGUUUGAAACCAAACCGAGCCGAGGUCGCACGAUGAAACGACCGUACCAGUGUGCUGAGUGCUCAAGGUCUUUCGCAUAUUCCAAAUGGCUACGGAAUCACGUUUGCUACACAGGCGAGCGACCGCAUCAGUGCACUGAAUGCUCCAAGACAUUUAAGCAAAAAGGCCAUCUAAAAAGACACAAACAGACGCACACGAGGGAGCUGUUCUACCGGACCGCACGAGCAGUUGUCCGCACGAAAUCGUUUCAACAGCAGCUAACCCAUCACACUGAACACCCCCGCAGGGACACGCGCAAGCAACCACUCAAGUGUGCGCACUGUGACAAGUCCUUUCUUGGGAGUAAAACUCUGCGAGAACAUACCCUCACACACGCGGAAAAGCUGCCCUACCAGCACGCACCCUGCUCAAAGUCUUUUGAGGAUCAAUCGAGCCUGCAAGUGCACGUCCGUUUCCCCGCGGUGGCACACCAGUGCGUCGAAUGCUCAAAGGCAUUUAUAAGCAAAGCCUGUCUGGAGAGGCACAUCCAACUGGAACACUACGAUGAACACAUCAUCGGCAUUUAAAGAACAGAACUGAUAUUACUUAAUACUUGGACCAUUCCUGUCUGGAAAGGCACAUCUCAUGGACACGCACUGAAAACAAACCUAUACCAUGUUGGCGAUUAUCGAAUUCAUUUAAUUAUAUGAAACCGUAAUUAUUUGGAAUGCCCUGCCGCAACUACUGGAAGUAGUCGGAGUUUUUUCGGUUAUGAUUAUGAUUAUGGAGCACUUGUUGAACAAGGCAUAAUAGAAGAUCCGGUAUAGACUGUAUUUGACGUAAAACUACGAUUAUUUGAAGAUCUAGUACCGGAUAAAAUAUAGUAUGAACCAUUGCAAUGUUUUGAUU